Amoebophrya sp. A120 is the source of this 15260-nucleotide messenger RNA. The record is from the annotation of a GenBank genome assembly. Lineage: Eukaryota; Dinophyceae; Syndiniales; Amoebophryaceae.
AUGGCGUAUGCGCGGAAGGUGGAGCAGUGGGGGUCGGCCGUGCUGGAGGCGGCCGCGGCGGACUCGAGUCCGGCCAAGUACCCCCUGUCUGAGCUGAAGGAUGUGAGUAGUUUGAUCGUCUCCAACACCUCCGGGCGGGAGCAGUUGGAUUCCAUCCAGAAAGAUGGCAUCAACCAGGUGCGGCUGGUCCGCGGGGACGGCAACUGCUUCUACCGCGCCAUGGGCUUCGCCUUCUUGGAGGCGCUGGCCUGUAGCACGCUGGUAAAGGCUGAGAUUGAUGUGUUUGGAUAUACUUUUGAUACAGGAAAAUAUUCAACUAUUGAGAACAGAAUGUACUACGGUUUGUGCGCUAUGUAAUUUGAUCAAAUUCAUUCACCGAAUUUCCACAUAUACAACAGUCCAAGGCCGCGAAGCGCGAGCGGUUGGAGAAGUUCCUUCUCCCGCCCGCGUUUGUCACGGAGAUCGAGCAGAAAGCGGUGCAGCAGUUUUCGAAACUGCUCAAAGAGCUUCGGGAUCUGGUAUCAAGUGCAAAAUUGUCUGGGUCUGGAAGAAUUCAUGUUUGUCAUGCUUGUCUGGCAUGACUCUUGAAUCUGUCAUGCACGUUGCCCAAGAGCUCCGCUUUUCUGUGAUGCAGAAGCGCAGUUUGUCAUGCAGAAUAGGCAACACCUAGGAGCUCAGAAACCUGUCAUGCUGAGCCAGCAUUUGUAGCCUCAUCAUGAGACGCCACCCAGCAUCACAAGUUUCCAGACCUCCAGGGAUUUUUACUUUUGAUAUCUGGUCACGGACAGCAAGAAACUCCACUUCACCCUGAUGACCUCCCAGCACAUGGAUCUUUUCGUCGUGUGGCUGGUGCGGCACGGGAUUUCCCGCCACAUGCGCGCGGAGAAAGAUAACAACGUCGGGGAGUUUGGGGGCGGGACGCUGCAGGAACUGACGAAGCUCUCCUUUGGCAUGGAUCUGGAGGACUACAUCAAUUCCGAGGUGCUCGCCAUGGGAAAGGAGGCGGAGUCCUUGGUUUUAACUUCCGCGGCGUACUUUUUUGAAGCGAAAGUGGAUGUCGUCCCCUUGGACGAGGAAAAUCCGGAACACACGAAAACCCACGAGUACCCGACGGCAGAUUUCCAAGGCCCGGGGGGGCAAUUUUUUCUCUUGUACAAACCGGGCCAUUAUGACUUGCUGUACAAGGACAAAGUGUCCCACACCUUCCCGAAAGUUGUGCCGAAAGCCGGGAACAAUUCGGGAAUGAUGAACGGUACUUCUAGUGUCGGUCCGAGCUUGCAGGAAUCUGCGGACGGUGCGAACAAUGCGAAACAAGAGAAAAAUGCUGGUGAAACAAAAGAAAAUAACCCAGACGGUGGAAGUUUGAAAGAGCCGACGUCGGAGAACCCAGGAGCAGGUACAGCUAACAACAAAAAGGACCAAACGAACGCGAACAAGUACAAUGGCCUCAUGGCGCCCUGUUCCUUCUGCACGGAGGUGUCGGAUUUAAGCAAGGGGGUUCUCCUUUCGCACGGGAACUGCUUCCACUGGUUCUGCGAGCAGUGCGCCCCGCAGCUGGAGGGAUUGAAGACCUGUCCGUUGUGCCAAACCGCAAUUGUCACCAGCGAGGAGGACCACCGCGCGCACGUGAAAACCUGGGGCAGCAUCAUGCGGAACCAACACUCCGCGGCGGCGGCCGGCAGUUGGGCGGCGAAAGCGAAUUCCGCAAAACACAUUCAGAGUCCGAUAAAACAGGCUCCGAAGGUAAAUUUGCUUUAUUGUGUGUAUGCAGCACAGCACAUCAUAAUUAUGAUGCUGUCAGGGUUAUAGUAUAGUUGUACUCAUAAGCGGUCUAUGACCCAUAAUCAUAAAGCCAAUCCACUCCAUGAUGGAACAUCAAUCAAACUUCACAAAACUCAGCCCUCCCUUGGUUUUGGCGUACUCGGAAUGGACGACGACACGAUAAUUCGCAUGCCAUUGGAAGAGCGGAGGAAAACGCUCGUCGAGAAGCUCCGCGCCCUCGCUCAGCAGCUCGCGGACGGGCCGAGCGGAAACAAUAACGCCAACAACGCGAACAGCCGAGGAGACCAGCGGGGGAACAAUAACCGAGGCGGGAACAACAAUAACCAGAACCAGAAGAACAACAAAAACAACAUGAAAACUGAUGAACGGGUCCUCUACACGACGCAUUUCUGCAACGCGGACUGGGGUGCGGACCGCAUCACCCUCGCGAACAAGAUCGAGGCGAAGUUCAUCAACGGGAAGAACCGGGUGACCCGGCAGGGGAUCGAGCGCCGGUCGGGGGCGAUUUUGGAGUUGCUGGGGAAGCACGAGAAACAGGUCUGCAUCGUGAUCGGCACCCCGAGGGAACGAGCGGUGGCGAUCUGCUGCAUUGAGAUCAUUCGGGAACAGUCGAUGAGUGCGGUGUUACACGCGAAGAAGGUCGUGAAAGCGCUGGAGCGGUGUCACAGCUACAAAUCGGCGGUGCUCAGGCCGUACUGGUUGACGGAAAUCAUCAUGGUGGAGGUGAACAACGGGCGGUGCCUUAAAAAUUUCCCCAACACGCUGAAAGAGAAGGAGACGCAGGCAGCCGGGAUCGCGAUCGCGACCACCAAUAGGGAAGAGUCGGAGGCGCAGUCGACGUGCAUCUGCAUAUCUGCGCUGAACAUGGACCUGCUGGAAGGGGCGGUAUAAAUUUCUAUACUGUUUUGUUUCUUUUUUUUGCGAAUAAUUUGCAUGGGUAGUUUGAUUUGGCUCGUAAAUGACUGUACCACGCCGCGGCUUGGUCGUGUCGUAUAUAGAAAAAGAUUUUUAUACCAAUACGUCUUAACAGCACAGGACCUUAUGCUCUAUAAAACAAUAACGUAUACAGGUGAAGGAGUACCUGAAAACGUUUCCCGACGUGAAGAUUGUGGCGGAGAAGCGGUGGAAGCAGCCCACCACUCCGGCCGAAAACCUCGCUGCACAGCAGCCACCGCAGAUUGUCCACCAAAACCAGAGGCGAGACCCCAGCCCCGAGAACGUGGUUUCUUCCACCGCGAGUCAGUCGCCGUCCGAAGACACGGGUUUGCUCAAGUCCAGUUCCGACACCAAUACGUUAGAAAAUCAUCAGCAGCAAGUCGGACCACCCGGGAUGAUGGUGAAUAACACUCUGUUAACCUCCGCAGAAAUAAACAAUCCACCGCCGGCGCAGGUCGUCGGAACUGUCCCCUCGCGGUUGAUGGAGCGGCCCUUGGAUCAGUACAGCGACGCCACCAUCCCCUCCGGUGUGGGCACGCCCUCCAACGGACCGGGGGCUUUUGUAGUCUCGGGAGUUGCGGGGGCAGCUACUUUGGACUUACCCAGCGACAUGCAGAUGCCACAAACGUCGAACAGCGUUGCUGGUGAGCACCACGUCGAACAACAGAAUAGUCUGGGAAUUAUGCCUGGUGUCGUGCUCGGAACAUCUUCACAUCAAGGACCACCCACACAGCAAACCGCUAAUCCGCCUCCAGAGCUUUUGUCCGACAGCUCGCACCCGACCAUUGUCUCUGCGAAUGUGAGCAAGCAAUUCCUGCCGCCACCGAGAACGAGCAGCAUGGAGCAGAAACAACUGGUGGAACAGCAACAGCAGCAGGCACAAGGCAAUAUCGGGGGCAAUGUUAUGAAUCAUAACCUGCCUCCUGCGAACAUAAUAUCUGUUGGUACAACAUCUGCCGGGGUCGCGAACGCACCCGUUGGAGGUGGUGCUGGUUCUGGUACAGCUGGUGCAGCUCCUGUGUACGGUACGAACAACAGCAACAACCCGCUGGGCGCAGCGGCAGGUUUGGUAAAUAAUAGCCAGCAACAGCAGAUGGGUCCGGUAUCGGUUCCGCCGAAUCAGCAGCCUACGCCGCAAUGGACAUCGCAGAACCCUCCGGGACAACAUCUUCCGGGGGCGCACGCCAAUAAUCUGGGCGGUACUAUCCCGCAAGUUGUACAACAACAACCCUGGGAACAACAGACGCAGCAGCAGCAGCAAGGCAGCCAGCAGCAAAACCUGAACCAAAUCCAAAACCCACCACCAUGGGAACAGAACAAGAGCCGAGCAAAUUCCACGGCAUCGAAUCACAGCUACAAUCGGUACAACAACCAGCAGAACCAGCACCUGGGAAAGCCGCCCAUUGCUCCGAAUCAGACAAGCAGCGGGCAGAAUCAGAACAGCAGUAGACCGGAUCAUGUUGUUGGGUCGGCGUCGGGAGGUGCAACUACUGCUGGUGCACAGGGUGGAGUUGUCGGGCAGCAUGUGGCGCAGCAACCGCAGCAACAAAUGGUAAACCAGCAGAACAACCUCCAGCAGCAACCAAAUCAGCAGCAGCAACAGGGAAUGAAUCAACAGCACAUCAUGAUGGGGGCCGCGAACAAUAAUCACAGUACAACUAUCUCCGCGCAACAACAUCAGCAGGUUGUGGUGCAACAGGGUACUAAUGCAAUGGCCACCACAACAGGUGGUACUGUCGACGCGCUGCAGCAGAGCCAGAGUCAGAGCUUGCAGGGAUCGAAGCAGUCUUUAACUCCGACGGAAAACAGCCUGAUGCAAAUCCCGCAGCAGAUGCCGCCCCAGGUUUCUGCGUUGGAGCAGCUGGCGGGGAACCAGCAAGCGGGGAAUACUGGUGCCAUGCGUAGUGGCCUAGUUGUGUCUCAACAUCAACAGCAGCUCGGUGCUGGGCAGCAACAGCUGCAGCAGGCAAACACGACCAACGUUGCAACUGCGACAGGCACCGCUAGUAACACGGUGGUACAGCAGGGGGCCCCGACAACCUCAAACGCCACGAAUCCAGCUACCGCCCAGAUGGGCAGCACGCCUGGCGUGGUGGGAUGGGCAGCUUCUAUGGGGGUCGCUAGUACUCAGCAGCAGCAGCAAUCAGGGCAACAACAGCAGCAGUCAGGGCAGCAACAGAUUGUGGGCAACAGUAAUAAUCCACUAUCGCAGCAGCAAACAAGUUUCAACGCUGCUGCUCCUGCUGUGUCGAAUAAUACCACUUCUGGUGUUAAUGUGGGGAACGGCAACUUUCUGACGCCGCAUCACCAGCAUUUGCAACAGGGCAACCAGCGAGCAAACCAGGUCCAGCAGAUGAACAACAACCCGAUGUCUACUAUGCAGCAACACCAGCAUAAUUUAAACAGUGCCGGUGCACAACAGCAAACGCAACAGCAGCGCGGGAAUAUGGUGGCGGCGCAACAACACGGUGCUGUGGCGAACAUGCAACAGCAGCAACUGUCGACGAAUCAACAACAUUUGCAGCAGCAGUUUUCGCAGCAAGGCGUUCAACAACAAAUGCAGCCGCAAAGUUCCCCUUUCUUAACCGGCACCACGAGCAGCUUGAAUUCGAGCGCGGAACACUUCCAGCCCAACCAGCACAUCCACACGAUUGGGCUAGGCGGACAGAAUAAUAAUACUAGUGGUGGUCAGCAGCAGCAACAGAACAAUGCGAUGCAGCAGACGCAAUUUGGUGGAGCUGCAGGAACUACAUCAAAUAACCCCGUCGUGCAGAACGCAAUGCAACAAGCGGCCCAAAUGGGAAAUGCGGCGAUGGGAGGAAUGCAGCAGCAAUCGCAAAUGCAGCAACCGCAAAUGGCGUCGUUCCAGCAUCAACAGCAGCUGACGGCCAUGCAAGGGCAGCAAAUGCAGCAGCUACAGCAGCACACAUUCCAGCAGCAGCAGCAGCUACUCGCAGCACAGCAACAGCAACAGUUACAGAACAAUCCGUAUCAUGGAGCUGCCGGCACUACAACAGCCAUGAAUGCUGCUGCAACGUUGAUGGGUCAGCAGCAGCACCAAACAACUCAACAGCAGCAAGCUGCCUUUGGGCAAUUACAGCAGCAGCAGCAGCAGCAGCAGCAGCAGCAGCAGAUGCAUUCCAUGUCUACAGCUGCGCAAUCGCAACAGACAGGAGGACAGUUCAACAGAAUGCAGCAGACCGCUGGAGCUAUGACUACGCAGCACCAACAGCAGGCCGCGGCUGUGCAACAACAGUACGGGCAGCAGCAACACCCGUUAUUGCAGCAACAGACCGACCCGACUGACCCGCAGCAGAUGCAGAAGGUGGCCAUGCAGCAGAAGCUGAUCUACGAAAACUACGGAAUCGCCGCGCCCGAGCUGCAGAUGAUUCAGUACGUGUUUACCCAGAUUUCGUUGGAGCAGGACCCAAACUGGAAGGCCUACCUCGUCGCCUACGGCACGGACAUGUGUGAUUCGCACGUGUACACGCACCAGGACGGGCGGCCCAUGACCGAGCAGGAGCUGGCAAGUCAAGAGGUGAGGAGAAGAGCCUGGAUCUCGGACAAGGGGAUCAGCGAGGAAGUCUUCAAAAAUGUUUUGCAUCAGAUCAGGCUGAUUCAGAUGAAACAAAAAGAGAUGCUCGUCACCCAGAACCAGCAAAGACAAGUGGGCGUGGUGCCACAGCAACACGCACUGCAGCAGGGCGUCGGUGCGGUCGGAGUCGGUACAGAGAUUUUUGUUUUUUGAUUUAGAUUUUCCUGCUUUGUUUUUGUGCUUCGCUAACACGACCCUGGAGAUGAUAGAUUGGCAUUUGCUCGCUGAUCUAGAAGUAAAGUAUAAUAGUAAUUGCAGCUCGACGCUAGGAGGCCGCUAGUAGAGAUUUUUGUAGCUAAACGAGCAAUCAAUUAUUCGUUCUCUUUCUCUCAUUCAGGUUCCAUGGGCGGGCAUCCGGGCACCGUGGAGCAACAACUGGGGCAGCAGCAGCAACAGCACGCGGCUCUUGCGCAGCAGCAGCAGCAGAAUAACCCCGGGGCAGCGGAUGCUAAUGCGUCGUUGUUCAACCAGCGUCAGGGGGGAGCCGAGUUCCAGCAGAGGUCCGCAGUAGACCGGGAGCGCCAAGUGUCGCAGCAGUUAGCCGCACAACAGCAGCAGCACCAACAGCAGCAGCAGCACCACCAGCACACGACGAAUCAAGGUCGUCAGCAGCAGAAUAAUUGGAACCAGCACACCUCGUACGGAGGCAAUGCUGGCACAAACAAUGCUAAUACCCAGCAUCACGGGGGUCAGAACCAGCAUCACGGAGGUGGCUACCAUAACAGCCAGCACGGCAACAGCCAACAGUACGGGGGCAGCCAUUCUAGUAGUAGCCAAAUGCACGGGGCUAUUUCGGGGAACAACUCGCAGCAGAUGCAAAACACUGACUACAACCGCAACUUACAGGACGACUGGCGGUCAGGGCCGAGGCACACGCCCACGGGUGCUUAUCCGGCGGCGAGCAAGGGAGGCUACCACGCCGGGAAGCAAAGGCAGCAGCUCGGCGGGGCCAGCACCAUAUCGCCGCAAGCGCACGUAUGGAUUUUUUCGAUAUGGAUUUUUUGUGUUUAAAGUAUUUAUUUUCCAUCAUACGGGGGAUGAAGUCUACUGCGCCUCUUCUCUUGUUUUAUUGUACAAAGCAGCUUACUUACUAUCCAAAGUUAAAAUUCUUUCAACGAUCGCAUUUAUCGCGAAAUUCGAAACUACAGGGCCCCAACUCCUGGACGAACAACCAGCAAGGCAACUGGAACAGCCACAGCAACUGGGACCCCAACCAGGGCCGGAACUCCCGUACGUAUUCCCAGGGGGAAUCUAGUCAGUACGGGAACAACCAAAACUACUACAGCAAGGAUAACAGCUACGGGCGGAGCAAAGCGGGCUCGGGGUACUACGGUAACAACAACACUAACGCCGACAAUUCGCACCAUAAUGCGAGUCAGCACUACGACAGCAGCGGGUACACGUCCAACGCCUCCAAGGGGUACGGCGCGGACGCGCGGAACAACGCUUUGGAAAACGACGGACCGGGUGUCGCCAACAUCCAGGAUCUGGCGCGUCGCGUUGCCGCCAUGCCCCCCGUGGAACCGAACAAGCCCAGCUCGCGGGGCGGCACGGACGCGGGCGCAACCGACGGAGAAGAAGGAGGUGGACCACACAACAAUAAUACUCAGACCUCCUCCGCGACGCCCAAGCCGAGCUUCUUGCCGCCGCCCUUGCCUGAACAACAAGACGGGUCAGUUUUGCAGGGCAAGAAAGGCGCGGCAGGAGUGGGGAAGGGAGCAGGUAUCAUGUUGCAUACAACUGAAAGAGGUCCUUUUUGUGGUUGUGGUUGAUCAGGUUACAUGGAUUAUUUGUGUGGGUGCCUGUUAAUAUAGUACCGGAGGAUUUUUUUCAACCGUAGCCAUGAACAGCACUCGCGAUGUAGUAGUACUACGAGAAGUUCUUGUACUGGAGAUGAAUAGGAACAGCAGCAUAUCAAAUGACCAAAAAUCUUUACAGGUAGAAGACACGGCAGUGGUUCUUGGCGACAACCCGAGACCGAGGCAGGGGCCGAUCCCGAAGAGGAGCUGCCGUCCUUUGCAAACCUGGGACCCCUAAUCGCGGCGAUGGAAGGUAUGAAAUGUGGGAAAAUUAUAAUCGCAAAUGAACUUUUUUAAAAUUUUUCAAUUGCUGGCCGCGCAGAUGCAUGAUCUUGAUUUUCAUACCAUGUCGAAGUCGGCAUCUUGACGAUCUUCGUGUCCAAGUAAAUGCUGGUUUAUUUUCAGGUCCAAAACCCAAGGAGCCUGCUACCGCCGGAGAAGAUGAUAUGCCCGCCAAGGAAAAAACCGAACAGAGUCUAGAAGUGCCAGUUGAGGAGGUACUUAUAGUCUUUUUCUUUCUGUAUUUUCUGUUGUAUUUACAACAUUUCCACAAGGUGCCUAAUCGCUCGCGAAAAUGUAAUGAGUUUGUUGCGUAUGAUUGUGAUUCCGGAAGGAAUUGUGUACUGCUGAAGCUUUGUCAACCAUCUGAGGCACACCAAACCACUCUACAACGAUUAACAGACGCCCCUCGUAACCCCAAGCGACAUGGCUGUAUCGACCACGACCGCAGCGACAGGAACGACCGCGACCGCAGCAUUGAUAAUACCUGCUUCAUCUUCACUUCAGCAAGAAGGAACUACAAAAGAGUCAUCCUCCACUUCCCUCGACCAACGUAACGCGCAAAGUAACCAGCACGAAAGUAGUUAUAGCAGUCUCUACAACAGCACCAAAACCAGUACAACUGGGGCAGCAGGAGGUGCAGCAGCAGGAACUGUUGUAUCAUCCUCCGCAGGAGGAACUGUUGCUGCUUCAGUCCAACAACAGCAUCAUGGCGACAGCUCUUCCUCGCACAGUAAGGAGGGUGCGGAUUGCGUAGUUUCCCCAAUCGUUUUGCAGCGGAACAAGGGCGCCGUAUUAUCUUCCUCCACUUCCACCAGCGACAAGAAAAAAGCGACCCACAGCAUUGCGCCUUGGGCAAAUUUGAACCGAAACAAGGGCCCCGGCGGGGGGGAUCCGGGAAACAGUCCAGAAGCUGCUGUAGGGGCUCCUGGGGGCGGCAGUAAUUCAGGAACAAAUCAAUCCCAGCAGCAGCAGCGACACGAUAUGAACCCGGCGACGGCAGCGGGGAAAACCUUAUCCUUUCCGCCUUUGGGAGGCGCACAGGCUAUCACCGGAGACCCGGGUAGUCCGGAGGCGGGUCUGGGUGGAGGUGUUGUUGGUACUAUCACGUCCGCGACCAACAGGUCUUCGAGUAGUAGCACUGGUGCAGCAGGAACUUCUACAAAUAAACACGACAGUGCUGGCCUUGUGCAGCUGCAGAGAAAUAACGUAGAGCAGAACAGAUCCACAAUGUCAGCGUCCUCGACCACGACCGUUCCGCAGACCUCCGUUGGUGCCGCGCCGGACGCGCGGAGUGGUAGUCUGCAGUCCUCUGGGCAGGAGGACACACUGAGCUCGGGGAUGGUGGACGAACAGAACCCUAACGUGUUUCUUGCCUCCAACAAGCCUAAAUCCGCGUCCAGUAGCAAAAACACCACGACAAGUUCGUCUACGAUGAAAACGGUGGUAGAUCCAAGGCUAGGUGGUGGGGGAGGUAGUUCACUCCCGGCACAACAUCAGCUGCACAACACAACCGGGUUGAGUAAUAGUAGCCAAAUAAGCAACGGGGCCGCGACUAUGAACCAGCAGAGUGCAGGAGCAGCAGCCUCCAAUACCAGUAGCAGCCAAACUGGUCCUAGACAGGGCAACCGGAAGAAAGAGGCGAGUCAGGAGGUCAGCCUCGACACAUUUCGCGAUGACCUGUUUGCGAAGGCGACGGUGGGGCUGUUGGAACCUAUGGGCUUCAUGCCCUGGCGCACGAUACCGGACAGCAUCAUUUUCCAAGUUUCCGAUGACCAGUCGAGGAACCCGCGCGGCGGGGGAGGCGGGGGCAACAACGCCCGAGAUCUCAGCCUCCGGAGAGACAAGUGGGCAUUCCUGGCGGAAAGAAAAGUCCCGAAUCACAUACAGAGUAUAAGAAAUGAAUAAUUUUUAUUUCAUCUACAUGCUCCUGUUAGUUUUAAGUUGACUGCAGGGCGGCUCGUCUUGGCAAGCUGCUAGUACCAAUCUUCGCGGAAUGUUGGAGGUUCUUUCCCCCUCACCAGUCGAAGAAUUCUGAGUUCUUCGCCACGGCGUGCAAUUUUUCAUUCUGAGUUUGACCAUCUUGCUCAUUGUUAUCUUCACCCAAGAAUUAUGAUAUAAAAACAGACUGCCGAUUCGAGAACCCAGAGGACCUGAAGCGGUGUGCGACAGACUUCGAGUCCAGCGUUGAGCCGUAUGGAAUCGAUCGCGUGGCGCUCACUUUUGACGAAGUCGACUUCCUAUUCUCACGAAGCAGGGCGGAGUACAAAACCGGCCAUGAGCGGGUACCUUUGAAUAUGAGUUCAUUCGUUUGAAAUCGAAGAAGAUCGAUGUGUAGAAGUUGUCCUCGCCGCAGAAUUCAACAUCGCUGAUAGAUUGAGAUAAGUAGUACUUUGAAACUGAUGAACACACCAUUCCUCAGGCCGACGUGUGCCAGACGGUUACGGGCGCGAAGUUGAUUUGUCCCGGCAGCCACACAGACUGGAAGAAGAAGGCGAAUCUUUUCCCCGCGGCGAUCAUGGGAAACAAGACGGACCGGAAGCGCGCCCGGUGCCUGGUCGCGCUCUGGCGGUUGCAGGCCAAAAUGUUCACCGUAGCGGAAGGCAGCUCCCCGCGGCAGGGGAAGCGGGCCAUUUUGGACGUGACGGAUUUGCUCGGGCUGCCGGAGGUGCAAGCGCUUCCCGUGUGGGACCGCCCGGAGUUAAUCCGGCUGCAAACCACGGAAGCGUUUCCGCAGAGAAAAAUUUACGAUCUGGAACACCACUUCAAAAAGCAGGUAUAGAAGUUUCUUUCCAAAAAUAAGCGGCUAUUUUUGCUGUUGGUCGUGUAGUUCAGAAGGUCGUGCACCGAUUGGUGCUUCAGCUUGAAUGUCGAAGAUUUUCGAGACAUGGUACGGUUUGAAUGUUGCAACGUUGUAAAGGUCAGCGCUUGAUGUUGAGCAUACCUACCCCAUGUUUUUUUGCGCGUACUUGUCCAUUUCAAAAAACCCGGAACUACGUGCCUCCAAAACUGUCACUAUCAAACCACAGCUCUGCGUGUUUCCCUGUGCGAAGGCCACGCCCGGGAGCACGGACAAGCGCGAGUUUUUCUUCUACAUCAUGCGCGCAAGGGACCACAAACCGCUCCCGCCGGGGCCUGGAAACCACCAAAAUCAUAGCAACGACGGGACUGCCUGCGUAACGGAUGAAAACGUAUACUUGACCACUUAGUACCUGUUUUUUUCUUGUGUAUCAGUAUGAGGUUUCGACGUUUGGGACGUGUCCUCUUGUCUUUUGGAAGAUGUUCGUUAUGUGCUUCGAAAAAAGAAGUAUUGAAAAAAAUACGUACUUAGUCAAGAUUCUACUCAAGAUUGAUGAAAAUCAUCACAGCUCGCCGCCUACAUCAAAGUUCAUUUUGCCGCGCAGUCGGUGAAUGGGCGGAUGGCCGCGGAGCCCCCGAACCCUUGCCGGAAGGGCGACAGCCGCACGAAGCUCGCGCUAUCCCUAUCAAAUGCAAAAAUGUCUGGGUCUAGAAGAUUACCAGGUUUGUCAUGCAUAUUUGGAAUGGCCCAUGAUGUCUGUGAUGCAUGCCCUAGCAUCAUAGAUUUUUAGAGGACUUUGCGAUGCCUCUGCCGCAUGAGAAAUGCCCUCUCCGCGUGCCACAAACUGGAGUUCUCUGGCUGGUCAUGCAAUACAAAUUUUUUACAAUCCAGCGACAGCAUUACAAGUCUAGAACCUUCCAGACCCAGACAUUUUUGCAUUUGAUAGUCCCCCAAGGAGAUCGAAACCCUGCUGGGGAACGGGGUGGAGCGGCUCGGCGUCUCUGCCAAAGCCGUGGGGGAUGACGCCAUGAUUUCACGGAAGUUGAUAUCCUCAGCAAAAACGUCCCCACCCCAGAGCUGUAAUGCAAAUGCGCAAUGACAGGAACAUUUGUAAUGCGCAUCCCCAUGAGAGGCAUUUCUAUUUCUAAUCGUGAUUUGGCAUUUGUAAUGCUGUAAACAGGAUGAGAAAUUGGCUUUCUCAUGCGGCUUGCCUUGCUAAGCACCACUAUACUAGAGACGGAAAGAACUUGUCAUGCACAACUCCCAAAGGUUGGGGAUUUGUGUUGCAGAUUUGCCAACUUGACUAUGGGGUGGGGACGUUUUUGCUUACGAUAGUUGAAGGACUUGAAAAGACUCACGUACGACGAGGGCAGGCCGUUGGAUCGGAGGUUCAUUUCUCAGUGCGAGGGAAAAGCAGUAGAUAUUUUCCAUCUGCAGUGCAUCACUGGUGGUGGUAACAACACCGGCGGAGGGUCCAGCUCUAGUUCAUCUUCCAAAGGGUCCAGCAACAGCGGCGGUGCGACACAGCAAGCACAGAACUCUAACACAACAACUUCUGGGGCGGGAAACGUCACUCCUGUAAACGCAAAUUCCGACAGAGGUUUAAUAUCUUCCAGCAGUACAACUACUGCCAGGACACCCACGGGAGCGACGUCAGCAGCGGGUUCUGGUAGUGCGCCGGGAGGAGCACCAGGUGGUGGAUCAACAGGAGCUUCGGGCAAUAGCAGUGGUACUAACCAAAGUGCAGCAGCAAUAGGGGAACAACAUCAACUGCAUCAACCCAUACCUCCGGCCUCUCCGAACAACCCGGGAUCGACUCCUGCUCUGUCCGCGACGGAUCUGGUCGACUGGUUCCAGCAACGAAAAAAGAUUCUCGAGAAGGCGACCGGGGUUACGGAUUCCGCAGUGGUGGCACUAACAGGGAAUAAUAGUGGGAACAGCACAAGUCACUCCCCAACGGCUAGCUCCGUCUCUCCCUCGGCGAAUGGGGGCAUGCGGGCCGCUGGAAAAGGGGGAAAGUUGUCGGAUUCCCAUUUUUACCAGUACUCCGCGAACCACGACGGGGACAGUCUUUGCGUGGUGGUAUUCGGCGAGCUAUCAAACGUAAAAAUGUCUGGGUCUGGAAGAAUCCGAACUUGUGAUGCUGCAUUUGGAUUCUAAAAAAAUUUGUAUUGCAUGACCAGCAAAGGGAAUGCAAUUUUGGCUACGCGGCGAGGGCAUUUGUCAUGCGGAAUACGCGUCACGAAGCCCUCAAAAAGUCUGUGAUGCUAGGGCAUGCAUCACAGACAUCGUGGCCCAUGACAAGUUUCAGAAUCUUCCAGACCCAGACAUUUUUACAUUUGAUACGAGCUAGAACAGAGGACGAAGUUCAGGAAACUCUUGCUUGCGGUCUACAAGGCGUUUACGAAUAGUGGAACGGACGUGUUUCACAUUUUAGAUUCGUGUCUCUCCCCGCCCUAUCCCAUAGAGAUGUUUGUCUACGUCACCUCGGCGAACAAUGCGGGGAACAAACCUGGUGGACAAGGCAAGGCGUACGCGAAAGGAAGCAGCCCGCAUCUGGUCAUGGGGGAAGUUUUGGUACUUGUUUAUAAAUAUGCUCCUUGAACAGUUUCUCUAUUAUAUCGAUUCAUUUUCGGUGGCCAUGAUUUUACGCCCCUUCGAUUAUAGUAGUGAAAAAAAUGUUGAAAAUUUAUCUCGGGAAGAUGUUGAAAAGCAAUUACCUACACAGGACCUGGAGAGCAAAGAUCAGCUGAAACUGUGCUUCAGUGACGCGCAGCGGACAAGGUACCAGCUAGUUCCAGUUGGGAGUAAGCCACCGGUAGAUGACAAAUGGAGCUACAAGGUAAGUGUGCCAACAAAUACAACCUCGGCGUCCUCUCCCAUCUGAAGACAGUUUCGUUGUCCUGGACGAGCAGCAAGGACUGAAAACCCCAAUAGUAAAGUUCUUCACAUCAUGUAGACCCGCUCGGAGUAAACACGACGACCCCUAGUAGAUAAGAGUAAAGUUGUGCUGGUUUUUCUUUUUACACGAAAAUUGGCGACGAUAUUGUACCAACUUCUUCCCCACAUGUAAAUAAAAUAGUCGGCGACGAAUCUUUUUCCCCGUUUUUUUUGAUUUAAAUCAGACGACGCAUAGUUAUUUUGUUGUGCUGGUGGAUCGUCGAUACUGUGCUAGAAGAACAGGAGCAGCUUGCUCCUCUGCGUCGUCCGCACGGAUAAACCUGAUCCAGCGUUCUUUCUCGCCGGCGCUGGCACAGGUCAGCAUGGCUGGUAGCUUUGCGGCUGUUCUAAAAAUAGAGUACUUUACAAACAACUACUCUCUUUCCAUCAAAAACCUAAAAGAACAAUGGGUCCAGUGAUACGGACUCUACUUUCUGUCCGGAAGUAUACAAAAAAGAUAUCCGAAGAGCAAAACCCGCUUCAGCAGUGUGUUUUUUGUUAUACUUCGGCUAGUCGUUGUAAAAGCUUCAGCAACUCCAGGCGCAGGAGUACUAUUAUAUGCCGAGGCGAAAAACAACUGAUUCUAUACUUUGAAACUGAUUAUUUCUGAGACACCACUUGGGUGGAUAUUACAAUUACGUAUCUAAAUUAUUACACAGCACGACGCCAAUCAGCACACGCAAACAAAUAGGACCAAGAACAGGCAGCGAACUUUUUUUGGUCUUAGUUCUUCUCGUUGUACUUCUACCUUGCGCUGUGCGAUUGGUCGUUGUGAAAGCACCAGUUUUCAAAUUUUUCUCUCUGAUUACUUCGAAAAAAUAAAGUAUGCGACGCUAUUGAGAUCAUAAAUAUCCGUCGGUGCAGCUGUUGAGGAUCUACUUCACUGGAGGAUGUUCACAUUAGCGGCAUCAUAUCAUAAGCCAACGAUUUAUUCAUCGUUGGCCUCUACCUACGCAGAAGAUCUUACUCACUAACUUGUCUCAGACGCUGUACCCCCGACAGAAUUAGGUAUCAUUCGAUGUAAUUUAUUUCACGACAAUAAGAACUGAACAAGACGCACGGGCGCCUCCACAAAAGAGGACUUCUCCUCUUCUGUGCGGCAAUUAUCAAGCUUUUUUCGUCACGAGGG